Cyphellophora attinorum is the source of this 873-nucleotide messenger RNA. RefSeq lists its product as uncharacterized. The coding region runs from base 1 to 873 and encodes 290 amino acids. The transcript has 4 exons. NCBI's taxonomy places the organism in Eukaryota, Fungi, Ascomycota, Eurotiomycetes, Chaetothyriales, Cyphellophoraceae. The record is from RefSeq and is a predicted model, not a curated record.
AUGCCGAAGGCAGACGAUCCGUUCUACAACCGGAAGCCAGUCCCUGAUGAGUUUAUCCGCGAUGUCGGCCUCACCGGUCUUUCGAAGGAAGAGGAAUACGACAACCGCGAGCGCAAGAUGUCUGUCGAUGGAGUAGACAUUCGCAAAUUCGGCAAGAAGUCGAGUUCUGGCUGGCACCCAUCGGAUGAUCCGUACUAUGGACGCAAGUCGGUCGACAAGCACCAUCUCGAAGGCGUCGGCGACACCGGAUUGAGCGCAGAAGAAGAAUACGACAAUCGCGAGCGCAAAAUGUCUGUCAACGGUGUAGACAUUCGAAAAUUUGGCAAGAGCGCAAGCUCCGGGUUCCACCCAUCAGAUGAUCCGUACUACAGUCGGAAGUCGGUGGCUGGUGUGCACACCGCCGGUGUUGGCGAGACUUACAACACGCCUGCGGAAGAUUUCGCUGUUCGUGAGCGGAAGAUGAGUGCUGUCAACUUCAGCAGUGAUCCCUUCCAGCUUGUCUCUGGGCGUGGAAACCGACAAUCUGUGUCCGAUCAGGGCGGUGCGGCAGCUGUAGCAAGCGCAGCGACCGAGCGUCGCCGAUCAUCUGCAAUCGAUCCAGCAGCUACCAAAGCCGCACAAGGAGCUCACUCUGGCUAUGCGGGAGGAAACGGCCUGGCCCCGAUCCAGAGUCGUAUGGCGGAUGAGGACGAGAUCACAAGCAGCAGUGUCGCUGGUGGCAGCAGUACGAGCGGAGCUGGGGCAAAUGGUAGUCAUGGUCACGGUCACACAAAUUUCUACGACGAGGUCACCAAGUCCACCAGCCAUACCAGUGGUCGCAAUGGUGCUGUUGACCACGAGGCCGAUGGCGUCGCUCCUGACCAGAAAGUCUGA